AUGGGCGGACGUGUCUACCUGGUGCGCCUACACAGUUCGAACGACACGACCAUCACGCUCUGGUCGACAAGCGGGCCAGUGCUCACGCACACACUACACGCUGCCGACGGGCGGUCGAUGCGAGCGCAGCCGGCGCUACUCGACGCUUACGUGGCGCGACUGCAGCCGCUCCUGCGAAUCGCAGCGCCGCACUGCGACGCGUCGCCAUCGUUGCAUCUGGUCGGUAUACACGGCACCGACACCAUUGUGGCUUCCGUCGAUCUCACGGCAGCUAGCUCGUAUGCCGACGUCCGUCGGUUGCUUCUCGACCUGCCGAAAGUACCGCAGCCGUAUGCGUUCCUGUAUCGCGGCAGCAUCCUUGGACGUGCGCUGGAGCCAAGUCGGCGCCCGUGGUGUAUCUCGCCGCCGCGUCGCAUUGAUAUUCAGUUGCAGACGCGACAAGAGACGCGUCACCAUGUGUUUGUGCCAACUGCGAUAGACAAACACUAUAAUUGGCUCUUCCCCCACGAGAUCUCGGACAUGGACCGCGAUAUCGAAAAGCGCGACGAAGCGCGGCGGCAACGGGCCGCGGCGUCGCCCCCGCGCACGCACUGCACGCUCACACUCCACGUGGACAUUCCGUCUGCCGUGCUCACCGUCGACGUACGUGCCACCGUUUCGACAACGCUGCAGGACGUUCUGGACGCGCUGCGAUGCGAGCAUGGGAUCGACGCUGCGUCGACCCACGACGUGUGCGUCCUGUCAACCCCGCAUACGAUACUGCCGAUCACAACACGACUGAGUGCAGCCAACAUUGGACACGGCAGUGCUCUCAGCUUGCACCACCGGCGCGUCGACGUAGCCCUUGUGUGCGCCGGCACACUCACGGUGCUUUGCCCACCCGACACGCUUCGUUGCAGCCAUAGCGCUAUGACGCAGGCGCGCUUUAGCCACUGGCAGCUCUCGCCGGGCGAUUCUUUGUCACUCGAUGGUGACACGUACACCGUCACGGCCGUCAACAUGGCGGCUGGUACCGUCACGGUCCAUCCUGCCGUCGUGACGGACGACCGCUGGGACCUACUUGGCACCAAACAUCUGCGCCAAGUGCUCGUGGACCCUCGGUUUCCCUGGGAGCUCGAUGGCCGCAUGGAGCAGUACCUCGCAUCGCACGUGGCGAGUACCGCGACGACAACGCAAUUCAGCGUCGAGCUAUGCACGCGCGUCUUGCUAGAGACAGUGGCGUCCCAGCUGCACCUCGUCCAGGCAGCGGUGCAGACGCUCCCGCUCGACAUUUGCGUUGGUAUCCUCUACGACGACCUCUGCACCACCUUUCCUGUCACCCACGGCGUCACCAACGUCAAGUUCUCAUUGUUCCUCAAGAGCUACCGGCUCCACACGGUGCUGCUCCUCACUUCGGCUGCCAGCGUCCACGCCUACUUUUCACUGCAUUUGCGACCGCAUCAAUCGUCGCUUCUGCUGCCCGACUGGAAAACGUGCUUGGUGGCGAUGGCGCACAGUACGUACAAGCACGUCCCGGCCGCGCACCCGCCGCCCAAGACGCCCAACGACGCAAUCGCCUUCUUCAUCUACGCGUGGGUCCUUGUGCAGGGCCCUGUGGCCGUGCAACGCCAGUUGUUGUCUCGAGCGACCGAGAUGGCGCUACGACGACUGGGCCGCCGCCUCUGUGCUGUCGUGCGACUGCAGGCGACGCAUCGCGGCUACCGCGCCUUUACUCAAUUUCGCCUCUUGCGCUGGCGAACGAUACGACUGCAAGCGCUCUGGCGCUGCUACGCCCAGCGACGUCGGUACCUUGUGCAGCUUGCUGCCCACCACGCGAGACUCCGGGCCGCGCUCGAGAUGCGAAGCGCUCUCGUCCUUGUCUGCUUUGUGCGCCGAAGUCUCCGACGCAAAGCCGUUCAAGCCCAAGUACAGCGGGACCGACAAGUGCGCGCGGAGAAAGCAGCGUUCUGGCACGACCGCCGUCUUCGCCGGCGGCGCCAUGAACGUCGGUGGACCGGUGCGAUCACGGUCUCUACCCACAGACACCUCAGCACUAGACUGCUCGUGUCCCUGCACCGCGACGCGCGCCAGCCCACCGUCGCAACCCUCUCGGCGUACAACCCUAUCACGUCGGCUGUCUAUGUCCUCCACAUUUCCACGUCGCUAUUGACCGAGCAUCUUUGCCUGCCAGCGUCCGCGUCGAUGGCUCUGACGCUAAGUGCAUUGACUCCGCGGCUGCAGCUCGUGCCUCCAAGUACCCUGCGCCUCUCGGUCAAACCCGUGACGUACCGGCGUGGCGAGUGCGUCCACUUUGGCGUCUGGUGCUUUGAGCCGGCCUCCGUUGGGGCUCCGCCUGCAUCGCCACCUCUGUAUCGCAUGAUUGUCGAGGCGUACCGCACCACGGGGCUCGUGACCCUUCGCAUCUACAACCCACGAGACUCGUUUGUGUGGCAGACGGUGCAACCAUACCGAUCGCCCACCGAUGUGAUGACGUACCUCCACCGACUGCAUGUGAUUGCAACGGCGGAGGGCGGCUACACACUCGCCACGACCGACGACGUCACAGCGGCGGCCAAGGGCCUCGUGGCGCUCGCCUGCCAGUGCCACUACCGGCGCCGUCGCGCACUGCAGCGCGCGAUUCAACAAGCGUGCGACCAAUGGGUGCGCGUGCAGGUGCGCAGCACGUACGAAUAUGUCCACCGUGUUUCGGGGUGGUGGCGCACCUCGUCGCCCAAGCUAUUGACAAUAUUUCUAUCGUCCUCGACGCCAACACACAGCAUGGUCGAGUACCAGCACAUUCGCAACACGACCCAAUGGUUUGGUGGCGGACCGUACUACAUUUACCCUCGGCGCGCGCGACGCGUGCGGUUGUCGCUUCCGGACGCCGCCGUCGUGGUGCAGAUCUGGUUUCGCCACCAGAUGUUCAACCACAACUUUCGCCAGUGCGUGCGGGCUCUUGCUCACACCCAGCGCUUCGACAACCAAAAGCCGACAUUGCCGAUCGCGGUGCACGAUCUCUCAACCUUGCACGUCGCACUCGCCACGCACUUGGGCCAACUCGAAGCGCGGACGCAUGCCGCCUUGCUCUACGAGUACGCCAUGCGGCUCUGUUUCUCGCAAGAGCGCAGCCUCGCCGACACGGCGCUUGUGCACUGCUGCGCCAGUGCCUUCUGGCUCGCGACCGAGACGGCGCCACAUUGGCGGCGGUGGGCCCACCUCCAACUCCAGCGCUACGGUCGCCAUCUCCACCGGCCGUCGGUCGACUCGAUCGAAUAUCUCUUUUACCAGACGGCCUAUCUGCACCGACCGACGCACCCGCUGGUGCUCGAGAGCUUUGCUGUCUUUUUAGAUCGUGUGAGCCAUCGACCGGGUCGGGCGCUCGAUGUAUAUACGCAGGCGCUGGCGCGGUCGCCGUCGCCAAUGCUGUUGCUCAACUAUGCAGCAUUUCGAAUGCGAUACCCGGCGCUUACACCCGUGUCAACUGUGUGGACGGCCAAACCGCUCGGCGCCGACGGCCUUGUCGAACCUACGUACCCCACGCUGACGGUGACGCGGCGUCUCGAGGUGGCGGCAGCCGUGCUACAGCGCUGGCUCCGCAAGAGGACGCAGCGGUACCUCUUCUUUCCGACGCUGACCGAAGCGGUCUGGGCACUGCAGACCAACACGUUUGCCGAGGCCCGGUACAUUGACGACCGGCACUCGCAUCGGCGCAUGCUGACAGUCGCUCUCCACAUUCAUUUUGUGCUGCAUGAUGCUGACCGCGCCAAAGCGCUCUACCACACCCUCUUGACAACGACCCCGAACGAGCCUCUAGUUCGUGGGGCUUUGCUUCUCGAUGCGUUUGCACAAGCGUACUUGCCGCAGGCGAUGACGCUUCAGUUGCAGCAGCUGCGACGUCAGCGCAUCGAUUGGUCUCCGCUCGAGAUGACGUCGCUGCGAUUUGCUGUCGUGACGCGACCGCACGCGUGUCGCACAUGGCUCUACUAUGGUCUCUACCGCCAGCUCUUUUGUGACGACGUCGACGUGGCCGAGCGGCUCCUGUGCCGCGCCUCGCGCCUCGCGUCGACGCCGACCGAGUCGGCUCAAACCCACGCGGUCUAUCUUCGUUUCCAGCGCCAGCGCAUGCUGGGAGCACUCUGGUCGGGCCAAGGGCCGUCGCGAGGCUUGUAUUGGAGCCAACACUCGCGCGCGAUCGCCCGCAUCGACGUCUGGUACCGCAUGGAGCACCACGUUGAGCGCCACCCAGGCCAAAGCCGGCUGCGUCGUCUUUUUUUCUGGGUCCACGCACCGACGGGCCAACGCGUGUGGGAGCGACUGCUUGCGAGCGCACCCCAUCGCGCUACAAUGUCGCCGGAUGUUGCCGCGGCUAUGGACACAAUCGUCGCAUGUGAAGCGCAACGCCGGGCCGUGGAGACGCUGCAGACUUGGUGCCGGGUAUGGACGCAACGCCGGCACUAUUUGGGGUACCGUAGUCUUGACGACUACUUGCCACAACCCGCAUCGGAGUCCUUGCGGCGCGCCCUCGGCCUUCACUUUGAGCUGGGUCGGUGGCGCGACGCCCAAGCCCUCUACACGGCGGCGGUGUAUGCAGAUCCAACCGACGCACUCGCUGUCGGUGGUCUCUUGCUCGUGCUCGGGGCGCAACGCCAGUGCGAGAAAGCUUUGCGUUGGCGACGGCACUGGCAAAGGUUGGCGACGCGCGCCGACGCUGCCCUGCUGCUGCUACUGCACAGCCAAGCGGCUCUCACGGCCCAUCCUUGCAUAUGGUGGGGCAGGCUCAACUACGCUCUCUGCUUGCAGUACCUUACGCCGCGGCUGGACGUGGCCGAGCGCGUCUAUAGCACUAGCCUUUUGAACUUUCCUGCCGCCAAGUCUACUCUCUCCGAGAUGCACCAACGCUUUCUACAUGCACGGCGGUGGCGAGGACCACUGCAGGGGACGUCGCCCUCCUAUAUGCUUGGUGCUACCAAGACGCUUCUCGUGUCGCACGAUGCGGCGGAUUCAUUGGCUCCGUGGACGCGCUGCCACGUUGACCGCAUCACGUUCUGGUACAACACCAAGACAGAGCGCUAUCGAUGGCAUUUGCCCGAGGCGGUGCGUCGGCGUCAUUGGCAGCUGGCGGCGCGGCGGCUCCAAGCGUGGUACCGGCGGUCGUGGGCGAGGCCUCUCUUUGUGUGGACGUCUUCGCCCGCCCGCCUCUCGGGUGCCAAGUCCCUUUGGGACACCUUUGCGUCGAUCGAGCAGCUGCUGCAGUCGUACGGAACCGAGACGACGGCGCGGGAUCCUGUACAGUUGCGCUGUGGAGGACUUGCGGCAGCGCUCGAGUUGCCGCGCUGUGACGCCGCCCGCGUCAUGCUCACGACAGCGGCCAGCCUGGAUCCGACGACGGCAACGUGGCAGCUCCUCGGAGACGUCGUCGCUUUCGCGCGCGUUGCCAGCCCGACGAACGGCUUGGCCCUUUUCGUAUCGGGCGUUGUGCACCAGUACAUUUCCGAUUUGCCCGUGCUGGCAGUACGCUACUACUGGCGCGCACUCGCAGUCGCACCAGCGCUUGCCCCUCUGGUGACGGAGCACGAGGGGCAUCUGGCGUCGACGUCUGCGUACAAGAUCGUCUCGCUCCGUGCAAACGCACACAUGAGUGCGACGGUAUUUGCGACCGGGCCACGAUCUAUCGAGCGACGGCGGGUACUCGGAGCCGCCUUCUCUUUCUACUGGUGGGAUCGUGUCGCCCGCCGGGUGUUUCUAGCGCCAAAGCGUCUUCUCUACUGCGCUCCGAUCGCGGCGUGCACGCUCGACGAGCUCGCAACGCGCCUUCAACGCUGGGUUAAGCAGCAUGCCAUUGGCACCCAUACGAUGGCGACGCGCUUGUACCACAACUUGGCUUUUCUUCAGCCUCCGGCUGCGGACGUCAACAACGACGACGACGAUGAAAUGCUGCAGCUCGUCGCGCACGGCUGGUCUCAGUCGCCUUCGGAAUGGCUCUCGCGCUUGGCCGCGGCCCAACUACGGUCGUCCAGCACGACUGAGCUGCAGCUAUGCUUGGCACUGGGCUCGAUUCUCGAUACGCGCACGCUGUUUCUACCUCGGGCGGUGCGCAUCUUUCAGUCGCUUCAAGCUGCAGGAACGAUGCGACUGCGCGAGUUGAAGCUCUGGCGCGCACUCGCGUGGCACUUGGUGGGCAACCCCCGCCAUGUCGACGCACUCGUUGCCGCUGGCGUCCUUUGCUACCACGUGGCCAAGGACGUCCGGGAAGCGUACAACUUCUUUAGCAAAGCGCUCGAUAUCGAGCUCACAACGGUGCCCACGGUGUCGCCUUGUUAUGAGUGGCUAUACCAGCUUUUGGCGCGCGACGGCUACAGGUUGCGCUACGCCGGGCCGUCCAUAGCUAUGCAGGCGCAGGCGCGCGUUGUCCUCUCGACAACCAGUACAAAGCGGCUCGAGAUUCAUAUGGCGGACGCGCGCACGCUGGGCUUCUAUGUGCACAUCGAACAAGUCUUCUGGCGACUCCCAGCUGCGCUUCAAACCCAGUUUAACGCGGAGCGCUGGGAUGUGUCGGCGCCUCGGCACUUUGCUGCGGCGGCGCUGGUCGCGCGCUGGUGGCGACGCCGCAUGUGCAUUUACUACCAUGUCAUGCGUCGCUUUGCGCCGUGCUUGCGUACCGCCGUGGGCUUGGCGAGAGACUACGUGCGAGAGGCCGACGCCAUGGCGCCGCUGGAGCGUGCGCUCUACGUCCUAAGCUUUCUCGGGGAUACUCAAGAGGCGCAAAAGAGCUUGGAAGUACUCAUGCGUGAGACGCCAAAUGAGCCUCUGGUGCUCUACGGCCUCGCCCUUAGCCUCCUGCAGUGCGAUACAGAAAGCCUCGAGGUCCCGCAGCAAGUACGCGACCUCCUCGUGCGCGCCGCCGAGCUCGAUCCGAGGCGAGAGGUACUACAGGCGGCAUGGCGCACGUACUUCGCGCCCGCCCUCCGAGUGCACCCCGAUACUGCGCUACCGUGUGCUCUGCUCUUGAGCGAGUUUGUCAAGGGCCCAGACCAUGUCGUGGCUGCCACUUAUCGCUGGCUUUGCCGUCAACGCCACGUUCCGUGGUCGGUGCAUCAUUAUGUGCGUCACCUCGUCGAGUCGCGCGACGGCGGCUGGCAUCCCCGCGGCGGUCCUCCUCGCCAUCGGCUCAAGUACUCGCUGCGCCUAUCGACCGUGUUGCACUGUCCGUCAUGGUCGUUGUACUUGGACCCGACAGCGUUGCACCAGUGCUUGCAGCUCUACUGGUACGAUGCGACGUCGAACUUGACGUACUGGACACCGCCCGCGUCGUCGCAUCGGUCGCACGUCCCCGCGUCUCUGGCGGUGCAGCAUGCCAUGGCGCGGCGGUUACAGCGCUUGUAUCGGCGCUACGUGCGACCCAUUGUGACGGUGUCGCUGUAUUAUCUUGUGCAAGCGCUGAAGUACCAUGCCACGGUCGAGGCCAAGUACAAGGCCGAGCCAACACGUGCGGCAGCGAUCAUCAACUACACGCUACACGUACAUACCUUCCAGCGCAAUGGCCGCACCACCAAGGCGCUGUACCGUGACGCGCUAAAAGUGAGUGCCCACCCCGUCCUUUCGUGCGCCUACGCCAUUCACCUGCUCGCGACGUGCCAAGCGCCACGGCUGCACACUCUCGCAGAGGCGAAUCAGCGCAUUGCCGACGCCAAAGCUGCAACCAACGACGCUCGCUUCUUUUCGUUGGCCCUGCACGCCUUCUUCCACUACGCGGUCCUCUACGAUCCCAACGACCCAACGGCAUGGCUUCACUUGGCGCUGGUGUUGGACCACAUCUACGACGACGUCGACCGCGCUGAAACGUGCUUUCUUCAAGCGCAGACGCUGGCGCCUUCAGACCCUUGCAUUACCGAGAACUACACUGCGUUUCGCGCCGCACUGCCGCGUCGUGACGGACCGACGCGCCGGCUACAGCAGCGCGCUAAGUGCGUUCUCGCGUUGAGUGCCGAGUGGCACUACAUGAAGCUUUCGUCCGAGGACGUCGCGGCCAGCAGCGCGCUCUCACGCUUCUUUUGGUACAACCGUCUUCGCGCGCGGGCGUACUGGCGGCUGCCGACCGCGCUCGGGCCGUUGCUGCGCGCCACAGCGAGUCGACGUUCGCGUGUCGAAGCGUGGUCCACCGUCAUGGAUACGUAUGCUACGCGUCUCCAGCGGUCAAUGCGGCGCUGGCUGUUUUUGCAACGGGGGCUUCUGAUGCACCCCAAGGAUACGACGGCGCGCGCUACUCUCGCGGCGCUCGAUGCCUCGCCCUUGCACCGUGCAUUACGAGCGCAUUUUAUCGAGCUCGACGUGGUGUCGGCCCGAGGACUCUACGAGCCGCUAAUGCGCACGCGACAGCCACCCGGCGUCGCCCUGUACGCUUACAGCCUCCUCCUGCUCAGUCAGCGCGCAUCGAGCGACCAAGGACGCGCGUUAAUGGCGCGGGCAACUGCAUCCUCGACGCCGCCUUCGAUGCUGGCCUGGCUCGGCCAUCUCUUGCGCUGGAGCGUCGUGCUAUGGCCAAGUCGCAGUACGGCGCUCGUGCAAAGUAGCCUCUACCACGAGCUCGUGCUCGGUGAUCUCGGGGCCGCACGCUUUCUCUUGGCCAGGGCUCUGCGCCUUGACGCCAACGACGCCUAUGUGUUGGACCGACUUGCUGCGGUGGACGCGGCGCGACUGCGCGUUGGCAGUCUUCCGCUGCAGACGGCGCACGCCCACUCGACGGUGGUUGGCCUCUGCGGCCACUGGCAAGAACGCGCUUGGGCGCUGUCGCCCCACCAGCACGUGCGCUACUGGGUCCACGUCGUAACGGGUCAAACGACGACAACGAUGCCUUAG
Saprolegnia diclina VS20 is the source of this 8835-nucleotide messenger RNA. RefSeq lists its product as hypothetical. Bases 1 to 8835 code for a protein of 2944 amino acids. The record is from RefSeq and is a predicted model, not a curated record. NCBI's taxonomy places the organism in Eukaryota, Oomycota, Saprolegniomycetes, Saprolegniales, Saprolegniaceae. The transcript is spliced from 37 exons. Gene Ontology annotation, molecular function: protein binding.